Penicillium macrosclerotiorum is the source of this 1302-nucleotide messenger RNA. RefSeq names its product taxilin. NCBI's taxonomy places the organism in Eukaryota, Fungi, Ascomycota, Eurotiomycetes, Eurotiales, Aspergillaceae. The transcript is spliced from 5 exons. Gene Ontology annotation, molecular function: syntaxin binding. The coding region runs from base 1 to 1302 and encodes 433 amino acids. The record is from RefSeq and is a predicted model, not a curated record.
AUGUCGACCACCACUAUGGCGAAGAAGAACAAGGGGAAGAAAGUUGCCGAUCCGAAUGAGACAUCCAAACUGCUGGCCGCCAAGAUCUCACAACUUGAGCAGGAUGCAGCUGGAGAGAAGGAUCAGGAACAGGAGAUCGAGCGUGAAGUCAAGAAGGCGACUCGAGAUCUCAAUCAGCUUCUGAACAACAUAGAAUCCCCGAUGACCCGACUGGAAACCGUACAUAAGAAGUACACCGAGUUGCUGGCCGAUAUGAAAAAGCUAGAUCGUGACUAUGCCAAGAGCAAGAAGCGAGCAGAUCAGCUGCAGAAAGACCAGGAGAAAGGAAAAUCAGAGUUAAACAAAACCGUGACCAUGAAAGACAAAUUGGAGAAACUUUGUCGCGAACUGACGAAGGAAAACAAGAAGGUGAAGGACGAGAACAAAAAGCUCGACGACACCGAGAAAAAAGCCCGUCUUAUCGUCAACGAACGACUUGAUUCCCUCCUGUACGACAUUCAAGACGUCAUGGCCGCCAAGGGAAACCCGCGCAAUGAGAAGGUGGACAUGGAUUUGGAUGAAGCGCUCCGGGCUAAGCUCAAGACGAUCAGCGAACAAUUUGAUACACGCGAGCUGCAUUACAAGGGCUUGCUCCGCAGCAAGGACUCCGAGAUUCAAAGCCUGACUUCCAAGUAUGAGGAACAGCGCCGAACUGCUGAAAACGAAAGUGCCCGGGGUCGCGCUCUAAGUGCGCAAGUCUCCACCUUCUCUCACACCGAGGCAGAGCUCCGCAGUCAGCUCAACAUUUACGUCGAGAAAUUCAAACAGGUCGAGGACACUCUCAACAACAGCAAUGAACUGUUUUUGACAUUCCGGAAGGAAAUGGAAGAGAUGUCGAAGAAGACCAAGCGGCUAGAGAAGGAAAACCAUACCCUUAAUCGCAAACACGAGCAGACCAACCGCAACAUCUUAGAAAUGGCUGAAGAGCGCACUCGGAACCAGGAGGAGCUGGAAAGAUGGCGACGCAAAUGUCAACACCUCGAAGCUCUAUGCCGACGCAUGCAAGCCCAAGGCCGUGGUGAAGGCCUAGCUGAAGGAGAUGACCACCUGGAUCACGAUGACGAAGGCACCGAAAGCGAGUACGAUGACGAUUACGAAGACGAAGAGGAGCUGAGCGAAGAGGGAGACCUGGAUGAGCAUGAUCGCGACAUCCCCCGGGCUGGCGCGCCUACUGAACGACCUGUUUUUGGGCCGCCUCCACCACCUAACCUGCUGGAGGCUCGGGCUACCAAGAGCGCUGCCGUUUUAAAUGGGUGCCACUAG